Messenger RNA from Drosophila busckii, 5411 nucleotides. RefSeq names its product jmjC domain-containing histone demethylation protein 1 (gene Kdm2). Bases 282 to 4325 code for a protein of 1347 amino acids. Gene Ontology annotation, molecular function: DNA binding; zinc ion binding; transcription coregulator activity. The record is from RefSeq and is a predicted model, not a curated record. Gene Ontology annotation, biological process: regulation of transcription by RNA polymerase II; protein demethylation. The transcript is spliced from 6 exons. Lineage: Eukaryota; Metazoa; Arthropoda; Insecta; Diptera; Drosophilidae.
UCAUUUUGUGCGGGUGUGUAGCGGAUGUGUUGCGGCGUUGACGACGUAUUAAAAAAAGUCUCGGAAGUGUUUAAUAUGGGGGUUUUUUUCUUGUAUGCAUUCGCUUGACUACAUAUGUAUAUAAAAAUAUUAAGUAAAAAGUUAAAUUGUGAAAAUAAACAAGACUAAAAUUAACAACAAAAUAAAUAAACUAAAAGCAUCAACAUUUAAGUACCCCACAUCUCAAAAAAAAAAAAAACCAAUCCAAUUUAUACAAGUGUAUAAAAAAGGAUUUUGUGGCGAUGUCCACCGCCGAUACGGGGUCGUCGCCUGGCAAAAGCAACAGCAGCAACACCACUGGUGUGAAUGUUAAUCUCAAAGGAGUGCAGCGCCGUCAAUUGCGCGAGCGGAAACAACGAAAACUUUACCUUGACGAGUGGACACUGGGCGAUGAGGAUGCAGAGGGUACCCGUGGCUUCAGUGUUGCCGAAAAACUCGAGUCCACCAAGUUUGCCCAAGCAGGAAUGGUUCGGGAAAUGCGUGGAGGCGAUCUAACAGUUGCCUUUCUACAACAGCAUGGAUUUAACAUACCUUUACUUUUUCGUGAAAAAAAUGGUUUGGGUCUGCGAAUGCCAGAUUCGCAAGAGUUUACGGUUAACGAUGUUCGCCUGUGUGUGGGAUCGCGUCGACUGCUGGAUGUCAUGGAUGUGAAUACACAAAAGAAUUUGCAAAUGACAAUGAAAGAGUGGCAACAGUACUAUGAAAACCCCCAAAAGGAUCGUUUACUGAAUGUUAUAUCCCUUGAGUUCUCUCAUACACGCCUUGAUAACUUUGUGCAAAGUCCGGAGAUAGUUCGCCAAAUUGAUUGGGUCGAUGUUGUCUGGCCUAAGCAGCUAAAGGAUGCACAAAAGGAGGGUACCAAUAUACUAGGCGGAAUGAUGUAUCCCAAAGUACAAAAAUAUUGCCUAAUGUCCGUGAAAAACUGUUACACCGACUUUCACAUUGACUUUGGCGGCACAUCCGUGUGGUAUCAUAUAUUGAAAGGAAGCAAGGUCUUUUGGCUCAUACCGCCCACCGAUCGUAACCUACAUCUCUACGAGAAGUGGGUUCUAUCCGGCAAACAAGCGGACAUAUUCUUUGGAGACACUGUUGAGAAGUGCGCGCGUGUCUAUCUGACCGCUGGCAACACGUUCUUUAUACCCACCGGCUGGAUACAUGCUGUUUACACACCCACCCAAUCCCUCGUCUUUGGCGGUAACUUUCUGCACUCAUUUGGCAUUGUCAAGCAGCUGAGAACAGCCAGCGUCGAGGACAACACAAAAGUACCACAAAAGUUUCGUUAUCCCUUUUUUACUGAAAUGCUCUGGUAUGUGCUUGCCCGAUAUGUGUACACGCUACUAGGUCAAUCGCAUCUGGAGGGUGAGGCGUCGGCCGGCGAAGCAGAAAUGAUUACGCGCCCUCAUACGCAUCUUACACAUUACGAGCUCUUUGGGCUAAAGGAGAUCGUGAUGUAUUUGUAUGAUUUGCCGCCUCAAAAGAAGAAUGUGCCCAGUCUUGUUCUGGAUCCGGUGGCACUAAUCAAAGAUGUGCGCACGCUGGUCGAGCGCCAUUGCAAGGAUCAGCAGGACUUAGCCGUUACGGGCAUGUCUGUGCUGCGUCCAGCAACCGAGCAACAGCCUUUCUUUCAGAUAUACGAUCGCACGCGGGUUAAGCAGGAGAUAAAGCAGGAGAUCGCACGGAAGAAUGCCGAAAUCAUACGAGAACAGCAGGAAUUGGAUGCCGCUAGAGAGGCCGAAGCAGAGGGUGUGUCCGAUACGGCUACCAAUAGCAGCAGUAUCCCAAACCCUAUGAGCAGUAGCAACAAUAAAAAUAUUAGUAACAGCAAUAGUUAUGGUAACUCUGUUGUCGAAUAUAGUAAUGGAGUCCUGAAGAAAGAUCCACUGCAAAACGGGAAUCAGUCAGAAGCCACAUUUGUGCUACCCACAGAUACCCUCAAGUAUCGUCCACCCAAAAAAAUGCACCUAGCUAAUGCAGUAGCUGCUGCUGCAAUCGGCAACAAUAAUGGUGGUAGUAGUGGUAGUAUCAACAAUAACAACAACAACAUUAAUAGUAUCACAAAUGUCAGCUGCAAUGCGAUAAGUGUGAUUGCCAGAUGCUCUAGCUAUGGUGACACCUUGAGCACUGCUGCCACGCUGGAGAAUUGCCCAUCGCCUGGAGAGGCUGGAGCCAAAAUGUCACCACAUUUGACGGGUACCGGACAACCAAGGCGUCGACGCACGCGCUGCAAGAACUGUGCCGCUUGCCAACGCUCCGACUGCGGCACGUGCCCCUUUUGUAUGGAUAUGGUAAAGUUUGGUGGCCCGGGUCGCGCUAAGCAGACGUGCAUGAUGCGUCAAUGCCUGUCGCCCAUGCUGCCAGUGACGGCACAGUGCGUAUACUGUCAUUUGGAUGGCUGGCGGCAGACGCCUGUAUCGCCGCAAACCAAGCUUCUCGCAUCAGUGGAGGGGCCUUCAGCUCUAAUGGAGUGCUCCGUUUGCUAUGAGAUCGCCCAUCCCGACUGUGCACUUUCCCAGCUCGAUGGCACUGAGGAUGCAGCCGAUGCCAAGGGCAUUGUCAACGAGGAUCUGCCCAACAGCUGGGAAUGUCCAAGCUGCUGUCGCUCCGGAAAGAACUAUGACUAUAAACCGCGUCAUUUUCGAGCUCGUCAAAAGUCAUCGGAGGUGCGCCGGGUUUCCGUUUCCCAUGGUGGCAGCUCUCUGGAGGUUCUUGACGUUGCUGCUGGUGCGUCUGUUGUAGGUGGCGCUAGUGGUUCGAGCAACUUGCUGCCGCCUCCAAUGGGUCAGUACAACGAUUUUGUUUUCACCAGUGAAUCGGAAAUGGAAUUGGGCGGCAAUAGCAACUUGCAUUGGAAGCACGGCAUGAAACGUCACCAUCAACUAGAGAUGAAGACAGAGCGUAACAACAGCUGCGACACUCCCUCGCCAGAAAUUGCUUUGCCUGUUACUUUAAGCGAGAAGGCGAAACGACGCAAGAGCGAUGACGGCACUAGCGUUAGCAGUAGCAUGCACGAAAGCAACGAUGUGCCUUGCUCCAGUUCCGUGGAUUGCCACACGUCUAUAGGCACAAUAGGUGGUGCGAAUGUUGCUACCACAGGACACAACAGCGGCGCCAGCGGAGUCUCACGCAAGAAAAAUUCAAUACGCUCACAGCUGGCGCAACAGAUGCUUAAUUCAUCCAGCAGGGUACUAAAGAAGCCUCAGUAUGUUGUGCGCCCAACGCCAUCCUCCAGCUCUAGUCUGGGCUUAAACGGGGCCAGCAGUGCCACUAACGGCCUUAACAAUGGAGUGGGCAAUAGUGUGGCAUUAACUGUUGCUGCUGCUGCUGGAAGCGUAGCUGGCGUUGGUAGCAUUACUAGCAACGGUGCUAAUGGGCAUCAUGGACAUCAAAAUAACGUACAUAGCUGCAGUGGAGGUGGCAGUGGUGGUAGUAGUGGCAGCAACAUCAGCUCGCAUAAUCUAGCGGUGGAUGCAACAGUUUUAAAUAUCAUAUUUCGUUACCUUCCACCGGAGACGCUGGUUACUUGCUGUUUAGUGUGUAAGGCCUGGUCGACGGCAGCAGUGGAUCCUGAUUUAUGGAAACGUAUGAACUGCUCAGAGUUGAAAAUGUCCGCCUCGCUGUUGACUGCGAUUGUGCGUCGACAGCCGGAGCAUCUCAUUUUAGACUGGACACAGCUGGCCAAGCGCCAACUGGCCUGGCUUGUGGCGCGCUUGCCGGCGCUCAAGAAUCUGUCACUGCAGAACUGUCCCAUACAGGCGGUGCUAGCGUUGCACACAUGCCUUUGUCCGCCCUUGCAGAUACUCGAUAUGAGCUUUGUGCGUGGCUUGAACGAUGCCGCAAUACGAGACAUACUCUCGCCCCCUAAGGAUUCGCGUCCAGGUCUAAGCGACUCAAAGACACGCCUGCGUGAUCUUAAGAUACUAAAGAUGGCGGGUACGGAUAUUUCGGAUGUAGCCGUGCGCUAUAUUAUGCAAUCAUUGCCUUAUCUAAAACACUUGGAUCUCUCAUCAUGUCAGCGUAUUACCGACGCGGGCGUCGCCCAGAUCGGCACCUCACCUACAGCCAUUGCUCGCCUUGUUGAACUCAAUUUGAGCGCCUGUCGCUUGGUCUCGGAAAAUUCCCUGGAGCACCUAUCCAAAUGUGAAAGUCUCGUCUGGCUUGACCUCAGACAUGUGCCUCAAGUAAGCACCCAAUCUGUCAUACGCUUCGCUAGCAAUUCCAAACACGAUCUGUGCGUCAAGGAUAUAAAGCUUGUGGAACGCCGUCGACCCUCACUUACCAAUAACUGAGGCGCGACUAAGGAUAGCGACAAUAGUGAAACACGUUAUAUCUUCUAUCCACAACACACUUCCCCCAUUAGUUAAGCUUUUAAGUUCAUUAAUUUAAGAAUUCGUUCUGAUGUCAGACCCACAUCCUUCUAAUUCUUACGAUCACACACUUUAAAUUGCUGCAAUAGUAGCUCUCAUACAAAGACCAAAGAAUGCUGUUUCCAUAUAAUGUGAAAUAUACAAAAUGUCUUUCGCAUAAAAUACAACAGAAAUCGAUUGUUCUAAUGUAGUUGAUGAUGAAGAUGUCUGAACUCCGGUCGAGUUUAUAAUUCAUACUAACGUAUUCUGCUUUUUAUACACUUUGACAUUUUUAUUUAUUUAUUUAUUUUUUUUUUUGUAAAAUGCUGAAAGAACAUACAUAUUCAUGUCUACCGAGCAUAGAUUUCUAUGCAUAAAGUGUUUUCCCUUUCAAUAUUAUAUUUAAAUAGGUUACCUUUAGUUCAAAUCAGAGCCUAGAAGAGAAGGCGUGAAUAUUAACAUAUGUACUUUUGGUUGUAAUAUACGAAACAUUAGAGCACUCAUGUAUGUAUAAGCAUUCCCGCAUUCAUGUUCUGUGUAAGUGUUUAAAAAUAAAUAAUAAUAAAAUGCAAUAAACGAGUCCAUGUGUCAUAGUUAUAGUGAACAUACUUACAAUGUGUGUCUACUUGUUGCCAAUAAUAUUUAGAGAGAAAAGCAUGGCUAAUAAACCGUAGUACAUGCCUAGUUGCACUUAAGCUUAGCUUAGCAUAGGAUAAUACAUACAACCUCUUAACACUUGAGAUUGAUUUUAAAAAUAUUACACUUACAUAUAAAACGUAUGUGUGUAUUUAUUCUCUUUAAUUAUUAAAGAGAAAAACUUAUUUUAAAUUUUUUUGUAGAAAUACGCACAUUACUACCCACUUCCGGUAGUAUAUAGUCGUUAUCUCUGACUCGCCCGCGUUAAAUUGCACCAACACGCUUUCUCAUCACAUGUAGAUGAUUCAUGAUAUAGACAUAGCAAAAAAUAUUAAUUAUGAUAAUAAAUAUAAGUGAUAUAUAUAUAUAUAUAUAUAUAUAUGUUAGCUAAGA